Molecule: messenger RNA, 5093 nt
Organism: Girardinichthys multiradiatus
Lineage: Eukaryota; Metazoa; Chordata; Actinopteri; Cyprinodontiformes; Goodeidae
Product: zinc finger E-box-binding homeobox 2-like
Exons: 8
Coding region: 318-3455 (1045 amino acids)
Biological process (GO): regulation of transcription by RNA polymerase II; anatomical structure development
Molecular function (GO): DNA-binding transcription factor activity, RNA polymerase II-specific; RNA polymerase II cis-regulatory region sequence-specific DNA binding
Source: RefSeq, a predicted model, not a curated record
UAUCAAAUAUGCUCCUAACCGGCGAAUAACGGCGUUUUUCUCUAGUCAUGAUCGCGUUCCUACUUUUGAGGAAGGUGCACGUUUACGAUGCCAAGCCUGACCUCAGGGCCAGCCUCUGCUGCUGACAUCACCUCCGCGUCUCGUCGCCGCUGCCUGGAGUCCCAUCAAGGUCUGAGGCUCCCGCUGUGACCGAAGGCGAUGCCUCAACGCCAUUCAUUCUCAGGCAAGGCGCACAGGACGCAACAGUCGCUGCGCUCCCCUUCGGACAACUUUUUUAUUUCUUAUUUAUUUUCCCUAAACAGAACCAAAGCUUGGCCAUGGCAGAAGAAAGCCGGGGGAAGCGAAGGAAACAAGCCAACCCGAGGAGAAACCGAGUGGACACUGAGCAGGUCAGCUCACUGGGAUCUGAGGAAGACGAUGAGGUGGGUUUGUGGAGCCUGGAGCCCCAGGACUGCCACGAGAGCCCGAACAAGACGAGCCUGACACCCAGCGAGGUGACGGAGGAACCCAGCAGCCCUGCCUACUUCACACGGCUGCUAAGCCCUGGCAGCAGGAUCUGCUGGGACCAGGUGGAGUCAGAGGCCCCGGCUGAGGAGGACGCCACCUAUGCGUCCACCGACAGAGAGGGGGACCAGGAACCACUGAGGAUGUACUGUAAGAACUCAGACUCUCAGAAUGCUUUUGAAGAUCUAGCACAAUAUGGAUUUGUCGCUCAGCUGAGGAGGGCCUCAACCUCAGCCAGUGUGUUGGACCAUCUGAACCACAACGGCUCGUCGGCUGUUCGACGUCCGAGCAGCAGGCACAAUGAGCUUCCUCCUGCCAUCUGGUCACCAGGAGCUCAGCACUGCUCACCUGAAGGAGCAGAUAAAGACAAAAACCAGCAGCCUUGUCCGUUCUGCCACAGAAUGUAUCUACGAGGAGCCUCUUUGAGGGACCAUGUCAAAUACUGUCAGGAGAGGGAGGGGGGGCACAUGGUCUGUCCGCUCUGUGGAUACACUGCCACCCAUAGGUCCCAGAUGGAGCGGCACCUAGCACUUCACAACCAAAUCCAGGACAAGAGUGCCAUCGGUUUGGAUCAAAGCACGGAGACGAGGAAGUUCAAAUGUCUGGAGUGUGGGAAAGCAUUCAAGUACAAACACCACCUCAAAGAGCAUCUUCGCAUCCACAGUGGUGAGAAGCCGUAUGAGUGCUCCAACUGCAAGAAGCGUUUCUCCCACUCUGGCUCCUACAGCUCUCAUUUAAGCAGUAAAAAGUGCCUCGGUGGUGGAGGGCAUGUCGGGGGAAAUAUGGGGAGUGGCAGCGGAGCAUUUAACGGACACAGUCAAAGCUCCUACCACCACUCACUUCCCACAUCUCCCUCUGCUGGUGGGGGUAGAUGCAGUAAUGAUCACAGCUCUUUGUUGGCUUUACAAAACCUGGACACUAUCAGGUCCUUGGGCCAUUUUCCUGCAGAUUCUCACCAUCAUUCCCUGCAGGACCUCCAUCAGAGAUUUCCUAGCACGUCUGACCCAGCUAGCCUGUGGGACCGUUCACCGGACCUGUCUCUCAGAAACACUAUCAUUAAAGGGGCAACCCUGUUGCCUUAUUAUCACUCUGGGACCAAGUUUGACCAGAUGCUACAGGAGAUGCUUCACAGAGAGGUCAAGAUAGAGCGAGACAAGGGAGAUGUAGAGGAGAGGAGGGUGGUCCACAAUGGAAGUGGGCUUGAGAGAAAGGUAUCCUCUGACAGGAGGAGAGAAGUGAGAUCACGUGAAGCAGAGAGAGGUGUAUUUGGGUUGACAUGCCGCUGGUGCUUGCAGCCCUUCCCGAACAUGGCAGUUCUCCUACAGCAUGAACACAGUUCCUGUAAGAUGAACAGCGAAGCAGUUGAAGCCACUGAGAGUUUUCAAAGGAAAGACCCCUCAUCACCGCCCUUAUUCAUCCCCGGAUCUGCCCUCUACACAGAAAACACCAAACCAAGCGAAGUAAUCAACGGAUUCUCCGGAAACAAGUCACCUUCACAGAAGCCCAGCUGGCAAUCUGUCCCACAACAGCUUUUAGUGGCAAUGCCAUCUCCUCCCCCUCACCAUGACGCAUUGCCUUCACGCAUGUAUUUGUCCAGCCUGGAUAAGGGUAGUCCAAGCCACCUAUCCCCAGGGAUAUCAUCACCUAGAGCUGGGAAAAGAGUUCUUUCCUCAGGCUUCAGUUCGCCUGUCUACCUUGACGUCACUAGCGGUCCACCUGAAACCUCGUCACCUCAGAAAGAACCCAGCAGUCCAUGGUCUGCACAGAGUGAACCGCUGGACCUCUCCCUGCCGAAGCAGCUGUCAGGGCCAAAGGGAAGAAAUAAAACCUUUAAUGGGAUCUCAAGGAGAGAAGAACGGAGAGAGCUUAAGAUGCAACAACUAAGCAGAUCAAGUCCAACUUCACAUGUGCCCUUCCAGCAGUACCCCUUCCCCAAUAGUACUGGUACUCCAGUGUUUCCAGGCUCAGUUUUCAAUGGGUUUAACAUGUUCGGCCAAUCUGGUGCAGGACUUGCGCUUCCUGAAGGCAUCAUCCAGACUCCAUACAGUCAGGCAGCUGUCAGUCCUAGGUUUCUCUCUCCUAUGGCCUACAUGAUGGAGGCCAAUGCAGAUGCUGUGUUAAAAAAGAUCUACCAGGAAAGACAAAGUUUUAUGGGUGAGAUGUUAAACCGUAGUGCCCUGGACUACCUCUCUCUAACUGAUGAGGGGUUUGAAGGAGAUGGAGGGCCAGGGAGGAAGAGGCUGAAGAAAACAGAGGAAGGACUUUAUGCUUGUGACAUCUGUGAAAAAACCUUCCAGAAGAGCAGUUCUCUUCUCCGACACAAAUAUGAGCACACAGGCAAACGUCCUCAUGAGUGCAAAAUCUGCAAUAAGGCCUUCAAGCACAAGCACCACCUGAUCGAGCACAGCCGGCUGCACUCCGGAGAGAAACCCUACCAAUGUGACAAGUGUGGCAAACGCUUCUCCCACUCAGGCUCUUACUCCCAGCACAUGAACCAUCGCUAUGCGUACUGCAGCAAAGACCAGGAUCUGGACCAGGAUCAGGAGGAGAUGCCUCUUACCCCCGGAGCAGGAAGCAGCCUGGUGGGCAGCCUAGGUGAAGACAAAUCGAUGUCUGUGGAAGACCCCCACAUGGCCCACUCCUUCCUCAGCGACUCCAGCCUGGAUGGAGCUUCAGACGCUCUGAAAGAGGGGGAGGAAGAGGAGGACAGCAUUAGGAAGAUACAUAAAGGUCUGCUAGAAGACGAAGAUGAGCUAGGAAGUUGCACCAAUGAAGGGUCACCCACAGAGGGGAGUGAACUGCAAAAUAAGCUUAGUAACUGUGAAACAGGAAAUCUUAUUAACAAUACAGAGAACCAAAUGUGGGAUGGAGACACCGAGAACCAGAAUGGAGGCUUGGAUAAAUGUGAAAUGAACAUGGAUUUAACAGAAUUACCUAGAAUAAUAACUUAACAUGACUUAAAUAAUCUUGAAGACUUUUAAAUAUAUAUAUUCUUGCAUAAACAACAGUUCAGCAGAGUAUUUUUCUUGUUUUACAUGACAAAAUGCACAAAACACCAAAGAUUACAUGGCCUUAAAGUGGUUGAAGCCAUACUAAUUAUAUUUGUCAAUGCAAAUGACAGUAUUUUAUCAUGUUCAAUAGACUUCACUUACAUACAGUGUUAUUUCUGUUUUAUUUGUUUUUUCCCAGGACUGUAAAAACCAAAUUGGGUUGACUGAUCUGAGGUUGUGUCACAUAUUCAGAUGUGAUUCUGCAUAAGUCUUUAAUGCUUGCUGCUGUUGCCUAUUGCACGUAAAAUAAUAUUCUGUUGUUUUUCAUCUAAAUAAAAGUAUUUUUGUCUUUAGCAGUUAAGAGGUUAGAAGAUUAUCUAAUGAACCAGGCCAUGAAGCAAAUUUGGAAUCACACUUUGGUGUUCAUUUAAUGUCCUAUCAAAACUUGAAGACACAACUGAUAUAUAUAUAAGUAUUGCAUCUUUUGCUCCUAAUAAGUGCACAAAACCUUCAAUUAUCAGUUUUCUGCCACUUUAUUUGGUAUUUUUUUAAGAUUCUACAUUUUUGUCACAUGUAGUAUUUGCUUCAAUCAAAGCUGACUGAAUAUAUAUAAUAGAGCUGAUUGUCAUGUUUUCUGCUGUAAAAUCCCAAAAAUAACUCAUAUUGCCAGGUGAACAACGUUCCUCAGUGGCAAUCAGCCAUCUGUUAAAUGUUACAAACAAGCAGCAGAAAAGAGGAACAACUGGAAGGUAGUUGUUUAUUCAUGCUUCAAACAAAAGCAGUGGCCUGCACCUUUUUAAGUGUUUGCCUUACUGGGAGGACAGUCAUUUCUGCAUCUUUGCAUAAGAUGUUAACGGGGGCAAAAGAUAAAGAUAGUGUCCGGGGGUUUUUCCCCUUCAGGCAGCGGAUACCUUUUGGAACCUCUUACCAUUUGCUUAUUACAAAAAUGAGCUGUUUGAUUUCAUCUGUUGCAACAACAUCUGUAAUUUCUUGUAACAAUUUACAUGCGCCAUGGUCUAUUUUUACAGUCACAGAGCAUUAACAUGACAAACGCUUUGGCAUUUUUAAUGAGGUGUGGCAAGAGGGUCAAGAUUCAGGACGCAUAGAUCAGUUUUGAACUUCCUCUUUCUGAGUGUGGUGUAGUCAACGUGAAAAGUGCCUCAGAUGUACUCAGACAACUGUGAGUAAUCUGAAAAAGCCUUCGUACGAUGAGACACUGCAGACGGUGGUGCAUGAGGUGUGACUAAGCUUGCAGCGCUCAUGCAUACUGCGUGCCAAAGAUACUUCUUGUUCAUAUAUGUGUGCGUGUGUGUGUGCAUCACCAAAGAUAUGCAUAUGUGACACGCCAACUGCUAUGCUAUUCUUGCAUAGUUCCUUACCUGUUAUCUUCUUACAAAAGAACAGGCAAACAAUAAGUUUGACAUUCACUCAGCUUCUGCAUACCUUUCUGCAGUUUGUGUUCCUUGUUAAAUGGUCACAUCCUAGCAUAUUUUGUAUUAACUUUUUAUAUGUACUUUUGUUUUCAUUUUUGUAAUAGAAAUGUACAGAAUUUGUCUUGAAAAUCUUGUAUUUCAUUUAUUUUUCUAAUUAAAAAUGACA